Cuscuta europaea is the source of this 1370-nucleotide messenger RNA. Lineage: Eukaryota; Viridiplantae; Streptophyta; Magnoliopsida; Solanales; Convolvulaceae. The record is from the annotation of a GenBank genome assembly.
UAUGUAGUAGUGUUGCGUCAAUCUGAGCGUCGCCCAAACACACAGCUAGAAACACCCGCCUUAAUUAGCUAAGCUUGUUACCCUUUAUAUAUAACGUACGUACGUACGUACGUAAGUGAUUGAUUGACCGUUAAUUAGCUACGAUGGGUUACAAUCAUACCGGAGAUUUCAGCUUCCCGGAUUCCUUCAACAGCCGCCGCCCCCGCCCACUCUCUCCCUCCGCCCUCACAUUCACCCACCAUCUCGGGGCUAUGGCGACGACGAGCGAGCAAAACAGGAGAGAGCAGUUCAGCAGCCAGCAGCAAGUGGUGGUGAGUUCGAGGUGGAACCCGACGCCGGAGCAGCUGCAGACGCUGGAGGAGCUGUACCGCCGGGGAACGAGGACGCCGUCGGCGGAUCAGAUCCAGCAAAUCACCGCCCAGCUCCGCAGGUACGGCAGGAUUGAAGGGAAGAACGUGUUUUACUGGUUCCAGAACCACAAAGCGCGGGAACGCCAGAAGCGCCGCCGUCAGCUGGAGUCCGCCGAAGCCGGCCGUACUCUUAAUUGCAUGGCCAACUCUGCGGGGACAAAGGAAUCAGCUGCUGCUGCUGCUGGGCCAAAUAUGAGGACAAGGUUUGAAGUGGGGGAUACACAACAGACCAAAAACUGGUCACCAUCCCAUACAACACUUACUCCAGAGAAAAGCAGGUCAGUAAAAAUGGGAACAAAGAUAGUGAAUGGUAGAGCGACAGGACUGGUAGAGAUGGAGGGUGGAAACGAAAAGGUGCAAAAGAGGAAGCAAGAGCAAAAUGACACGUGGCGUCAUCAGAUGUCAGCACCACCUCCCCAUCAGCACCACCGCCAGUUUAUCCCAGCGGCAACCAACAUCUCCACUGCGGCCUCCUCUUCCUCCUCCUCCUCCACUUCAUCCACCGCAAAGCUGCUCCUCAAUCAGACUCUCAACUUCUUCUCGGACCCACCAGAAGCGAAAUCCAUAGUCGAUAGUGGGUUCCAAACCCUUCAGCUCUUCCCUCUUCGAGACGGAGACCAAAACGGAAACGGCAUGGACCCCGCAUUCAUGGCGGCAGCCUCCAUGGACAGCGAGUCCCAUGUGGUCAACGCUCCCCAUCAUUACCAAUUCUUUGAGUUUCUGCCUCUCAAGAAUUACUGAAGCCAUUUAUAUUAUUAUAUUAAUUAUUACAGUAUAAUAUUUCAGUGUUUCGUUAUUUUGUAAGUGAAUAAUUAAAUUAAAGAUUUAAAGGUAAGGUAGGGGGUUCUUAUUUGGUGUAUUAAUUAGUUUCAUUAAUCAAUGGUGUUUAAUUUAAUGGUGAGAGAGAUGUUUGUUUGUUCAGAGAUAAAGUUGGAUGAGAGUCCCCAUGAGGAAUUUGAU